Messenger RNA from Paramecium octaurelia, 747 nucleotides. The record is from the annotation of a GenBank genome assembly. Lineage: Eukaryota; Ciliophora; Oligohymenophorea; Peniculida; Parameciidae.
AUGAUAUAAUUAACCAAGGAGCAUCUUCAUGAAUAGAAUAAGAAGCUUACAGAAGAGAAUCAAAGAUUGGAAUUAGCUGUCUAUAGUCUCCAGAGAUAAUUGUCAAAUCUUGCCUCCUUUAUUGACAGGGCAAAAUUGUUACAGGACUAAGUUGAUUAACUAAACCAAGAAUUGGGAAGUGUUAGAAGAGACAAUGCUCACUUACAAGAAGUUAUUGUAUCCUUAUAGGCUGAGUUGAAUUCAAUUAUUGCCAACACUUAAGUUGAAACAACUGAAAGGCAAGAUAUUGAAACCUUAAAAAUAUUUUAUGAGGAAUAACUCAAUAAUCUUACAAAGGAGAACUCGAGGUUAUAGAAAUUGAUAAAAGACUUCAAUACCAAACAAGUUUCCAAUCUUUAACUAUCUGCAACAAAAUUGGUUGAACUUGGAAUAAAAAUUGAUUAAAAACUAGAUGAUUAAUCCCACAGAAGAAUGCUAAGCAAUCCCAUCCAACAAAGUCCCAAAGGAAUCUCUAAAGAAAUUUAUCAGAAUUUAAUCCUGUAACUAUCCAACCAAAGUAUCGACGAAAAGUCAAUGCUUGCUUCUUAGUACUUUUUUAUUGAAAUUAUCCCUAAUAGGUCCAAAAUGAAACUUUCAGGUUCGAAUAUCUUAUCUCAACUCUCAAACAAGCAAUCUAAAAUGCCAACAUUUUCGGUUGUAUCACAAGACUAGCCUCUACCUUCCAUUCCCACCCAUAUUAAAAAAUGA